Xiphophorus couchianus (Monterrey platyfish) is the source of this 6092-nucleotide messenger RNA. RefSeq names its product eph receptor A3 (gene epha3). Gene Ontology annotation, cellular component: dendrite; plasma membrane. Gene Ontology annotation, biological process: protein phosphorylation; ephrin receptor signaling pathway; axon guidance. The record is from RefSeq and is a predicted model, not a curated record. Gene Ontology annotation, molecular function: transmembrane-ephrin receptor activity; ATP binding; protein binding. Lineage: Eukaryota; Metazoa; Chordata; Actinopteri; Cyprinodontiformes; Poeciliidae. Bases 102 to 3074 code for a protein of 990 amino acids. The transcript has 19 exons.
GGGAGACGGAGCAGGAGAGAGGGGGGGAAAGCUGAGUGGAGAGAAGACGUUCCCAGACCAGUCAGUGGCUUCAUGGAGUUCUGUACCUCUGAUCCGCCGCCAUGGAUUGCAAUCCGCGAUCACUUCUUUUCAUUUUACACCUUCUAAUCUCCUGCGUUGUCCCUGCUUUCUUCAUCAUCUACCCCCCCAAUGAAGUUAACCUGUUAGACUCUAAAGCAAGCCAAGGGGAGCUAGGAUGGAUUUCCUACCCAUCACAUGGGUGGAGGGAAAAUUGGGAGGAGAUCAGUGGUGUGGACGAGCACUACACCCCCAUUAGGACCUUCCAGGUCUGCAAUGUGAUGGAGUACAGCCAGAACAACUGGCUUCGCACCAACUGGAUCACUCGCCAGUCGGCGCAGAAGAUCUACGUGGAGCUGAAGUUCACCCUGCGGGACUGCAACUCCAUCCCACUGGUCCUUGGCACAUGUAAGGAGACCUUUAACCUCCUCUACCUGGAGACAGACGAUGACCAGGGAAGCCACUUCAGGGAGCAUCAGUUUCUGAAGAUUGACACCAUUGCUGCAGAUGAGAGCUUUACCCAAACAGACCUUGGAGAUCGUAUCCUCAAGCUCAACACUGAGGUGCGUGAGGUGGGCCCUUUGAGCAAGAAAGGUUUCUACCUGGCAUUCCAGGACGUGGGUGCCUGCGUGGCUUUAGUCUCAGUCAGAGUUUACUUUAAAAAGUGUCCACAAACUGUGAAGAAUUUGGCCUCCUUCCCUGACACUGUGCCCAUGGACUCCCAGUCCCUGGUUGAGGUCAAAGGCUUGUGUGUCAAUUACUCAAAAGAGGAGGAACCCCCACGAAUGUACUGUAGCACAGAGGGGGAGUGGCUCGUGCCUAUUGGGAAGUGUCUCUGUAACCCAGGAUACGAGGAGAGAAUCAGCACCUGCCAAAUGUGCAGGGCUGGCUUCUACAAAUCUACCCACGGCAACAUGGAGUGUUCAAAGUGUCCGCCUCAUAGCUUCUCCCACCAUGAGGGGUCAUUGCACUGUGGCUGUGAGAAAAAUUAUUUUCGGGCUGAAGGAGAUCCUGCCUCCAUGGCAUGUACUCGACCUCCUUCUGCUCCCCGGAAUGUGAUCUCCUCCAUCAACGAGACCUCAGUUAUCCUGGACUGGAGCUGGCCAGAGGACACAGGAGGACGUAGGGAUAUCACUUUUAAUGUCCUCUGCAAACGCUGCCGGGGUGCUGCUGCCAAUGGGAGCACCGGUGGGACUCUGAAUUGUGAGCCUUGUCGAAGCAAUGUCCGCUUUCUGCCAAGAGCUACUGGUCUCCACAACACCACCGUGACAGUGGGUGACCUGUUGGCUCAUACUAAUUACACCUUCGAGAUUGAAGCACAGAAUGGCGUAUCAUCACUGGCUCCCAAAAUGAGACAAUAUGCUGCUGUCACCAUUACCACCAAUCAAGCAGCUCCCUCUCCAGUAACUGUGAUCCGAAAGGAGAAGACAUCUCGAAACAGCAUCUCAUUGUCCUGGCAGGAACCAGACAGACCCAACGGCAUCAUCCUGGACUAUGAGAUUAAAUACUAUGAAAAGGAAGAACAGGAGACCAGCUAUACCAUUCUUCGAGCUCGGGGUUGUAAUGUGACCCUGAAUGGUCUGAAGCCCAACACAGCCUACCUGCUCCAGAUCAGAGCUCGCACUGCCGCUGGAUAUGGAGCCAGCAGCCCCAGCUUCCAGUUUGAAACCAGCCCUGACUCAGCCUUCUCAAUCUCCAGUGAGAACAGCCAGGUUGUCUUAAUUGCCAUUUCCUGUGCGGUGGCCAUCAUACUGCUCACCGUGCUGCUCUACAUCCUGAUUGGAAGGUUUUGUUGCCGCAGCAAAUCCAAACAUCCUGAUGAGAAAAGACUUCACUUUGGCAAUGGCCACUUGCGCCUGCCAGGAAUCAGGACUUAUGUGGAUCCCCACACGUAUGAAGACCCGAGCCAGGCUGUUCAUGAAUUUGCCAAGGAACUUGACGCCUCCUGCAUUGCUAUUGAUAAAGUCGUGGGAGCAGGUGAGUUUGGAGAAGUGUGCAGUGGUCGCCUAAAACUGCCCAGCAAGAAGGAGAUCUGUGUGGCCAUCAAGACUCUUAAAGGAGGUUACACAGACAAGCAGAGGCGGGACUUCCUUGCAGAAGCAUCAAUCAUGGGACAGUUUGAUCACCCCAAUAUCAUCAGGCUGGAGGGUGUAGUGACACGCAGUAAGCCCGUUAUGAUUGUCACUGAGUACAUGGAGAACGGAUCCCUCGAUAGCUUCCUAAGAAAACAUGAUGCCCAGUUUACAGGAAUCCAGCUGGUCGGCAUGCUGCGUGGUAUCGCCUCGGGCAUGAAAUAUUUGUCAGACAUGGGCUAUGUUCACCGAGACCUGGCAGCCCGAAACAUUCUGGUCAACAGCAAUCUGGUGUGCAAAGUGUCAGACUUUGGCUUGUCCAGAGUGCUGGAGGACGACCCGGAGGCUGCAUACACCACCAGGGGAGGAAAAAUCCCCAUCCGGUGGACAGCCCCAGAGGCAAUCGCCUACAGGAAGUUUACAUCAGCCAGCGAUGCUUGGAGUUAUGGCAUCGUUCUCUGGGAGGUGAUGUCAUAUGGAGAGCGGCCAUACUGGGAGAUGUCCAAUCAGGAUGUAAUAAAAGCUGUAGACGAGGGUUACCGCUUGCCACCACCCAUGGACUGCCCUGCCACACUCUAUCAACUGAUGUUGGACUGCUGGCAGAAGGAGCGGAAUAACCGUCCGAAGUUUGACCAAAUUGUCAGCAUUCUUGACAAACUCAUUCGCAACCCCUGCAGCCUCAAAAUCACAGCCAACACUACAUCCAGACCAGCGAACCUGUUGUUGGACAGGAGCAGUGCAGAAGUUCCCUCAGUGGGGACGAUGGGUGACUGGAUGGAUGCCAUGAGGACCUUGCCUUGCAAGGAGGCCUUCUCAGGGGUCAGCUACAGCUCCUGUGACACCCUGGCCAAGACCUCUACAGAUAGAGUGGUUCUGACGGAGGUCCACAUCACACCAGCUACAUGCCCAGAAUGGGAGCCAUCAAUGGGAAUCACCACCCUCUAACGCCCAGCUCCUCUCCACCCUAAAAAGGCUCUGGAUGGGAUCUGAAAAAGGUUGGAGUGACUAUUGCAGGACCGCAAAAGAAGAUUGUGAGCAGCCUGAAAGCCCUAGAAUCCCAUACCAAGAAUGGUCCAGUACCUGUUUAAAAACAAUAACAAGAAAUGAAAACCACCAGAGACUUUUCUGUUGGUCUGUGUUUACACACACUAACACAGUGGCUACAUAUCUAAAUAAUAUGGAGAUGCAAAUGGAUGGAAAAGAAAAAAAAAUGUCUCAUGUGAUGUCUUUCACACAUUGUUGAAAGCUUUCUAACAGAGAAGUGGGAAAGGGUUCAGAACUGACCUGCUACCUUGUAAGCUGACUGGCUCACCCCUCUCCCUACAAGCCCACAUUGAGAUGCCUUACUGACUAAUAGAGGGGGGAGAGAGAAAACAAAAGGUAAGGAGGUCAGAAAGACAUUAUGAGGAACGCAAGCCUGGUCAUUAUUGGAAAACAUAGCAGGGAGAGACAAAAUGCUGGAGCUGUCCUUGGCUAACGCCGGCGUCUUCCGAAGGGAGGAGAACAGCUGAUAUGCCAUGAGUAGAAGAGCAUGGCAGACAUCCACAGCUGAUUUAUAUCAUCUGAAUUGAUGAAGUCUGAGGCUGGGAUAUGAGUUGCAGCUACCUACAUUCAGUACUCAGUCCAAGACAUGGCCAAAUUCAUGUGGACUCACCUAUUGUUUGACUCUGUAGCUCUAACAUAAAGCAUUUGCAUUCAGUAGACAUGCCACUAAAAGCAAUAAGGUUGUAAUCCAUCAAAUCCAUUCAUCGUAUGUAUUAAAUGCUGUGCUUUGAAGACGAAGUGGCCAUAACACUGCACACCCAGAAUUUUCAUUAUUGUGACAUCUUUGUUCCAUGUGCUAAUGUUAGGUACUAUUACCCACCACCUUCAUGUGGAAUCUCAGGAUGAGUAUAUCCUGUUUUUUCCUACAACAGGAAACCGGUGGAAAGCUGAGAUGGAAGGAGUUUAAUGACAUGAAGGUAAAGAGGAAAUACUUAGAGCAAAGCAAAUGCAAGGAGCCCAAAACAGAAAAAGUGAUCUGUCGGUUGCUGGUCAUUUCACCCUGUUCCAUUUCAUACCUUUGUAAUUGUGGUUGUUCAAAACCUAGCUGUUCUGGGUUCACAAUGGCAUUAUGUAUUGUUUGACUCUUUGCACCUAUCAUCCAUUAAGUAAUACUCACUUUUUUAUUUUAAAGUGAUCCCUUAUUACUUCACUUUAUAAUGGCACCCAGCAGGAGAUUAGUCAGAGCUACUGUAAUUUGAUCAGGGGUUAAUCCGUAUCAUAAAUAAAUGGGAAUAUGGAAUAGUACCAAUAUUUUUCAUAAAAUAUACAGUUAAGAUUAAUUAUUCUAGAGAUUUCUACAGUUCUUGAGAGGGAGUUCUGUUACUCAUAAAAUAUGUUACUAAAAAUACUGAUAAGCAAUAUUUUAAUUUUAUGGAUAACAAAUGGUUUGUUUACAAGUAUGAACUGGAAGUAAAAAGAACUAAGUAGCAGUGCAUAGGUAAGACAUGGGGGUACAGGAUGGCAAAGGGGUGAACAGACCCAAUUGUCUGUAUGAAAUGUUUUUGUGAUGCAGAGUUGUUUUCAAAUAUGACUUUGAGAUUAAGUUUCUUCUUUGGGAAAGACAAGUUUGCGCCAAGACUUCAAAACAGCUGAUUUUUUUUUUUUUGAAUGGGCAAGGUAAGUAAGUAAACAAGGUGGUCAAGCUGAAGAUUUUACACAAUAGCUCAAUGAAUAAAGCCAUGUGAAAAGCUCUCUCUUUUUUAAAUUUUGGUUUCAAAUAAUUUGAACUACACUUAAAAAAAUAUAGAAAACUAACUUAGAACUAAUGAAUCUUGUUGUUUUCCAAGCAAAAAAAUAGAGUGCCUCCUGUAGUUGGUCUUGAUCAUGGUGGAAUCACCAAGAAAACAUUUAUUUUAGUUUAAUGUAAUAAAGUGUUUCUCAUGUUUUCUUUAGAGUAUAGCUCAAUCAUCAAUUGCCCCAGUCUGACUCAAUAUUAAAAUGUUCUGAUAACAAUGCAAUACAUCCAAUAAAUUAUUGCUUUCUGAAAUAGUAACUUGAUAUGCCACGUCCAUCAUGGGAUUUCCUAAAGGCACCUUAAAAUAUCUAUGUAAAUGGAGUACAUAUUUAACGAUGCUAGUCUUCUGCUUUGAUGUCACCCAGCUGGUCCCUCAGUGCAACACUUACCCAGUAUUUUUGAACUGGCACUUUGGUACUUUGUGCUCUUGAACGCGUGAUAUUUACAAUGAAGAUGCUGUCUUUAUGCCUCUUUAAGCACUUGGUACACAUUACUGUAGCACUUUGAAUGACAACGUUUUUGCCUUGGCUGUAGACUAAGCUUGAUUAAAGCACAGGGGUGCUGUUGGUGCUUUUGGGAAACCCAGCCCUGUUCAGUGUGUCAAUUCUGUCUUCCUUUACUUGGUCUACCUGUGGAUGCUGCUGUUGCUGAUAUGUGUUUGAAAUUAGCAUGUACAUAAUGUAAAACCAUCAUAAAGAAAGCAACUAGCACUCCGGAUCUCACUAUAUACAUGGCCAUCCAUUUUUUUUGUACAAAUGUUUGUAUGUAUAAAUGAUUGAAUAAAAAUUGUGCAACAUUUUUAAUUAAAAUUGAGGAAAAAAAUCAUCUGUAUUAUAUUUUAUCCUACUUUGAAUCAUACUUGUUAGUUUUUUCUACAAUAAAAAGGCAAUUAUGAUUACAUUAUUUAUUUGUUAACAUUAUACAAUGCAUUGAUGAUUUUUGAGCGUAGAUUAAAUUAUGUGUCUGUGAUGUCUUGAUAUGAUUUUAACACAAACUUCAUAAACCUGAGACAUCUGAGAGAGCAAUAUUGUUACGGACCCUAUACAAAUCCCUAAUUUUAUGUCUAAAGACUGACAUGUGUGUCUGUUUGAGUUUGUCUGCAAAUGUAGAUGGCCUUGUCUACUAAUGUAAAAUGGUUUGUAGUGAAAACAUUUAUAUUUUUAUAAUAAAUAAUUCACAAAAUA